This is a messenger RNA of Amphibalanus amphitrite, 1418 nucleotides long. It is a transcript of the gene Coa8, whose product is annotated as cytochrome c oxidase assembly factor 8-like. The transcript is spliced from 3 exons. Gene Ontology annotation, biological process: intrinsic apoptotic signaling pathway. The record is from RefSeq and is a predicted model, not a curated record. Gene Ontology annotation, cellular component: mitochondrion. The coding region runs from base 450 to 887 and encodes 145 amino acids. NCBI's taxonomy places the organism in Eukaryota, Metazoa, Arthropoda, Thecostraca, Balanomorpha, Balanidae.
GUGCAGCAAAGUUGGCAAAAUUAUUUGAACGGAUAUUGAUAUAGCGUAUAUAGGGGCCUUUUAGCAUUAUUUUUUUGUAAGCCUAAGUUCUAUACAGUUAUGAUCUUGAUCUAGAAUAUAUAGGUGCAUUUAUCGAUCCAUAGUCAUUAGAGACUUUACAAUAGGCCAUUAAUCAACACUGCUUUGGUUAAGAGUAAUCCAAAUCCUGGGAGAUCUGCUUGUAUUUUAAUUAUUAAAACUCUCCAUUAUCCUAUUCCAAUUCAGAGCAACUCCAAUUGUGUCAGUCAUAUAAUGGUGGACCUUCGGGGAGGUAAAUUGAAAUAGAGGGCACAUACAUAGAGACUGCUGCAAUAAUUGUGACAAUUUUUUAAAUAAUUAUGUUUCAUAUUCUUGUAGGUUGAGGUUGUAAAUCAAAAUUAUAAGAAGCUGUAGCCUACAAUUUAGGAAAUAUGGAAGACUCACAGAAGCCAGAACCACCAUUUUUACCCAAGCAUAUAAAGGAGAACUGGAUUGGUCCCCCAGAUCCAGUGUCCAAGAUCAGGCCAAUAAGGCAUUUUAUUCCGGAAAAUGAAACAGUAAUUGAAAAACUGUUAAGAGAAAAGCAUGCUAAUGUUCUUGAAUGGAAUCAUACCUACUGGAAGAAACACAACAAGGCCUUCAAGCGGGAGCGUCGCCAGUUCGUGGAGCAGCUCCAGGAGCGUCAGGGUGCCGACACGGCAGUCACCGACGAUCAGAUGGCCGACUUCUACCGUGACUUUAUGGAGCGCAACCAGCGCAAACACCGCCAGUACAACCUGCAGUGGUACGGCCACAGCGCUCGGCUGCUCGGCCUGGCCGGCCUGGUGGCGCCACUGCGGCUCCUGAGGGCGCUGCGCCUGCUCCGGUGACCGCGUGGGUCGUGAGAGUGUCAGAGCACACCUCUGGUGACUCCCCUGUGAGUAGCCCACUUGUGAAUAUAGCUCAUUUAUGCCAGUAAGUUAACCUCCACUGUUUUCUGACCUUUGAGGAUUGAGAAUAGCUCACUUGUGCCAGAAAGGUGAAUAGGAUUGAGAAUAGCUCACUUGUGCCAGAAAGUUGACCAGUCUACUAUCUAACCUAUGCAGAUAGCUCAUUUCUGCGAAUUGUUGACAUGUUCUGCAGAAGGCUUUCCUGUACAAUUUGCUCACAUCUGUGGGUAGCUCAAAAGGGUGGUCAUCGCAUUUGCAGACAAUCCCUGAUAACUAAAGCUACUGACGUUUGCUGGGGUUGAGGCGUAAGCCGCAUGGUAUAGUGAUGUUGAUGUGAUACGACUGUGUGUGCUGGAGCUUGAUUUGUUAAAGUGUAGGUUGCAAGUGGGCAUUGGCUGGUGGCAAGAGUUUUUUAGGUAUCGGUUGCAUAUAUGCAAAUACCUUGGACGUUUCUGUGACGAUGUGCGCCAC